Molecule: messenger RNA, 753 nt
Organism: Fraxinus pennsylvanica
Lineage: Eukaryota; Viridiplantae; Streptophyta; Magnoliopsida; Lamiales; Oleaceae
Source: the annotation of a GenBank genome assembly
AUGGCGUGCACGAUCGAUUUUAGGUCCCUAGACGAGGGAUUCGGCGGCAAGACCUUCAAGCGAAAGAGAGCCGAACAAGAAGCCGAGAAGCUAAAGUUAUUGAAUCCCUCUCCUGAGGAUGACGGCAUGGACGUGGACAAUGGGAAUCCACCUCCAUCGAAGAGACAGGCAGUUCCUUCUUCUGAAGAUCCCAACAAGCCGUCGGCUUCGUCCUUCGGAAAGGCGACGUACGACGGGGUGAUAGCGGGAAAGGUGUCAGGCCGCAAGUGGAAGCAGGCAAGGACGCGGCGGUCGUCUGCGGUGCAGGUGAGCAGAAAAGGAACGACAUUUGAGCAGAGAGCGAAGGAGAAGGAGAUAAAGAAAGCGUACAAGGAGAGAAUGAACGAGCUGAAGGAGGAAAUACGACAGAACAAACAGGAGAAACGGAAACAGAAAGAGGAACGUGAGAAGAAAAAACAGGAGAACAUACUUAGGUCAGGGACAAAGCUUCAGAAAAUUACAAAUCCCAAGACUCUUAAGAAGAUUGCCAAAUCCAAGCAACGGAAGCUCCUCAAGGUCGUACCUGAUGAUGUUCUUAAUGGUAGAGCUAGAGGCGUUUCAGUUGCUCUGAUUGAAGAAAAUGAUCUGGUCGCUUUGAUUCAUGGUAGUGAAUUCAUCAGGAAUAUAUUCUUUCUUGACAAAGCACAGCAUCAAAUUAGCAAGGCCAUCGAUCAAACAGAGAAAAAGAAAGGUGGUCUUGCAGAAAAAUUGUAA